CAUCAACAUUGGUAUCGUACAUAGAAGGCACAGACUCUGAUUUAGUUGAAGAUAUCAGACAAAGUUCGGCAUGGCGAAAAUCGCUAUAUUUCUUUCGAUAUGUGUCAUAAUUGCAUCGCUAUGUAAUGAUGUACACGGAAAAAGCGUGAAAAAAAGAGCGGAAGCGGAAGCAGAAGUUACCGGAACUGAUUCGGGUAUAACACUAAUGUCUUUAGAGGAAGCUGUAGAAAACUACAAUCUUGGUGGGACUGAAUUGUCUAAAAGACAGCUGCCUGGUAUACACCCGGAUGCUGUGGUGUUAUACGCACUAAUGCCGACCUGUACCAAUAUACUACUUUGGAUAUUUGACUUUACCAAAGAUUUUUAUGGAGGCGUAAUGCAGAUUAAAUAUUCAACUGACCUUGCCAAUAUGCCGCCUACCUGGACAGAUAUUAAUCAAUUCCCAGUCGAUUACUUUGGAAGUCCAUCAUGGAUCACUAAUAUUGGACCCUUUAAACCAUGCACCACAGUGCACAUCAGUGUUCAAUUAGAAAAGAAUGGCGACACAGCUUAUUUGGGUAAUUUUAGUACAUCGACUGAUUGUCCAUGUGAUUGUACAAGCUGUAUAGGCGAGCCACACUACACCACCUUCGAGAAUAUCCGGUUUGAUUUCAAUGGUCCUUGUAGUUACAUUCUGACUGACACAUGUCUACAAGCAAGUCAUUCAUUGAAAAUGAUUGUCAAACACGUGUUUGUUAAAGCCAAUGUUGAGAGUAUAGAGAGUGCGACUGUGAUUGCUGAUGGCCAUACUCUCGAUCUGUUAGAUGAUGGGUCCAUACAGGUUGACGGUGUUUUGGUUUCUGAUACUACGUUUAUAACUAAUGAUGGAAAUGUUCAAGUUCAGGUUCUUAGUCAAUACGUAAAGGCGAUUUUCUCUGUAACUGCAAAAUGGUGGAUUUUAUGGAUAAAGAAUUCACAGACUAAACGCAAUGAAAUACGUUUUGAAAUCAAAGACAACUCAGUUCUUGUUGAGAAACAAUGCGGAAUGCUUGGUCCUAAGUAUCUCGACAAAACACAACACCCGUUUUUAGGAUUCAUAAUGCCAAAUGGAGCUAUCACAAAUGACGCAACCGAGCAUGGCAACAGCUGGGUGGUGCUUGGAAGUUGUCCAUAGGAAGAUGUGCAGAAAAACUGACUGACAACGCCUCGAAUUCGUUACCCAACUUAUAUUUUAGUGUAAUUAUCAUUAGCAUAAACAUUAUUAAAUAUUGCUUGCCUUGUAGAAUUUCUUAUCGAUAUUAGAAUUUUGAACUGUUUUGAAAGAAAUGUCAAUGUGCUUGUUUUGUUAUAAUUUACUCGCUGUCAAGUUUUGUCAUCACCUGUUACUGUAUAACAAAUCAUAGAUUUGAAAUGGUUGAUUAUUUAUUCAAGUUAUACAUUAAUUAAAUUAAAUAAAUACAGUCUUGUACUUGAACUACGAACACAAUGUAUAUAAUGACUUGCAUAAAUUCAUCAGUCCGAGAUGAAUCACUUGAAAUAAUUGAACAUUUUUUAGCGAAGGCUGCAUGUGCAUUUUAGACGUUUUUGUUAUUUUCUUUUAUUAUAGAAUAAAUAGUUAUGCAUACAAAA
Messenger RNA from Saccoglossus kowalevskii, 1608 nucleotides. RefSeq lists its product as uncharacterized. Lineage: Eukaryota; Metazoa; Hemichordata; Enteropneusta; Harrimaniidae. Gene Ontology annotation, cellular component: extracellular matrix. The record is from RefSeq and is a predicted model, not a curated record.